AUCGAGAAGUGGGCUACUGGGUCCGAAAGAUAUGGAUCUGGGUUAUUUUAUUAGCCCCUCCCUCUCCUCUUUUCCGAAUUUAUCUCCCCGCCCUUCCCCCAAGUUUACAUUAGGGGGCAACAUAUACAUACACACACAUGUAUGUAUAUUUCUUACGCAUAAUAACACAAACUAACUGUUUCAACUGAGGCUUUGCAUUUCAUUUCACUACCAGGUUAAGCGUAUUGGUUGUGCAAUUCAGCAUUCUUUCCUAAUUGACUCUUGUUAAAUUUAUAGAAGCAGAUGAGAACAGUUUCGAUGUGCUUCUCACUUUUGCAAGUUCCCAGAUGUAGAUUUCAUACUUUAGCUAGUUCUUGGUGGGAUAACUUCCACAAACUAGGUAGGACGGGAGUAAAAGGCUCUAGAUUAGAUCAUCUUCGUUCUAACAACAGUGAUCUUGAUGGAGGACAUACUAGGAAAUAUGUUAGAACUGUGACCACAAAAACAGAUCAGAAAAGGAAAAGUGCCUUGAACAAAAAAUCUGAAGUUGUUGGACAUGGAAUGACUUUAUCAAGCAAUGAGUUACAUACAAACAAAUUAGAGAUAAGUACAGUUGAAAGAAAGGACUUUGGAACUCAACAAAAGGUUACUGAGAACAAAGAGUUGGCCAAACUCAUGACUAUCAUCAUUUUCGACAUUGAAACUACAGGUUUUAGCAGGGAGAAUGAACGAAUUAUUGAGAUCGCACUUCAGGAUCUUGUCGGGGGUGAAAACAGCACUUUUCAGACUCUUAUAAAUCCUGAAUGCUAUGUGCCUAAUUCACAUAUUCACGGCAUCUCAACACAUAUGGUUAGCAGGCCUGAUGUCCCAAGGAUGAAGGAACUCAUUCCCAUAUUAGUGGAGUAUAUACAGAGCCGCCAGAAACCUGGUGGUCAGGUUCUGUGGAUUGGUCACAAUGCUCGGUCUUUCGAUGUUCCUUUCUUGAUUAAGGAAUUUAGUCGUUGCUCUAUUGAGAUUCCGAAGGAUUGGAUAUUCAUGGACACACUUCCUCUAGCACGGGAAUUAGUGAAGUCUGGAGGACCAAACUGUCCUUCAAAAACGUCACUGCAAGCGCUUCGUGAACACUAUAAAAUUCCGUUGGUUGGUUCAGCGCACAGAGCCAUGUCAGAUGUGUACUCGCUAUCACUAGUUCUCCAAAGGAUGACUUUUGACUUGAAAGUACCUAUAUCUGGACUUCUUGAUAGAUCUUUUAAAGCAUCAGAAGUAAGUAUUGCUAAGAAGAAGAAGAGUUCAAGGUAGUUCCUGAUAGUGCAGCAAUGGUUGUGAAUUCAGUUUUACUGCAAAUAUAUGGCCACCAUAUUAUAUCCAGUUACAACUAACUUACGUCAACACUGUAAGGCGAUCUCAGGGUGGGUGAAAAAGAUUUGUUGGACAUCUGUAACGGUUUGGAACCAAACUCAUAUCUUUAGGGUUGUCCGAUCAUGUACUCAGCAAGUUUAACUUGCUAUAUUGGUUGAAAAUCACUGAAGAACCUCAACACCUGGUCAGCUUUACUAUUGAAUUGUGUUACCAACACCAUGAAGUACUGUAUCCAUUUUUAGGGCUGACACAUGUUGUAUAAUGAUAAUUAAUUAGGUGUAGCAGCCAUUGAUGAUUGUAUGCAACAUUUAUACAUUAAUGAUCUGAAAUAUAAUUUGCGUUCGGUUA
Messenger RNA from Daucus carota subsp. sativus, 1686 nucleotides. RefSeq names its product exonuclease DPD1, chloroplastic/mitochondrial. Gene Ontology annotation, cellular component: cytoplasm. NCBI's taxonomy places the organism in Eukaryota, Viridiplantae, Streptophyta, Magnoliopsida, Apiales, Apiaceae. Bases 283 to 1278 code for a protein of 331 amino acids. The record is from RefSeq and is a predicted model, not a curated record. Gene Ontology annotation, molecular function: 3'-5'-DNA exonuclease activity; nucleic acid binding. The transcript has 4 exons. Gene Ontology annotation, biological process: DNA catabolic process.